AUGACGCUGGGGCGGUGGAGCAGGCGGUGUGCACGUGUUGCUGCAGCAUCCGAUCAUAUCACCAACGGUUUACCGUUAUCUGUGCAAGAAAUUUCGACAUCGCUUAUCGUGAUUAUCAAUGGCCCACUGGAGAGAGGAGUACUCCGCCGCUCUGGCGGCUCGCGAUCGACGAGAAAAAGCCAAUGUUGCUAUCCUAAAUGCCUGUACGCCUUCAAGAGACAGCUGUGUCUGGAGCGUAAUAUUCCGAUGUGGUUCCUCUUUCUCACUGACAUAUCAUCCAUUGCUACAGAUACCCAACUUGCCGAUCGGACCGGCCGUAUAGCAACAGCUGUCAAGAGUGCCCAAAGCUCUACCCCGACAGAAAGCCAUAAUGAAAUUCCCCAAUCCCUAGUGCCAGACCACAAGAAACAAGCUGUGGUGUCAUCGGAGCUUUCUCUCCAGGAUGCCUUAGCUGCAGCGCGCACAGAUCUAUCUGAGGCGCAACGGUCCCGAUCAGAGCUACAGGAUCGGCUUACUCGCACAACAGCCGAAUUGGAGAAACUGCGAAAGCGAAGCUCACAGGACUCACGCCGCAUUGGUGUGCUAGAGAAAGAAGCUGCUCAGUUGCAACUGCGAUUGAAGGAUAGGGACGAGGAGUUGAAGGGAAAGGCUAAAUUGCUAGAUGAUUUCCAAGACGAGCUUGCAUCACUAAACCUGCAGCUCAAUAUGGCCGAGGAGCGGUCCAACCGGCUACAGAAGGAAAACCAGGAGUUAGUCGACCGUUGGAUGGCAAGGAUGGGCAAAGAAGCGGAGGCGAUGAACAAAGCCUCGCGAUUUUCAUGA
Molecule: messenger RNA, 822 nt
Organism: Aspergillus oryzae RIB40
Lineage: Eukaryota; Fungi; Ascomycota; Eurotiomycetes; Eurotiales; Aspergillaceae
Product: ATG16 family protein
Exons: 3
Coding region: 1-822 (273 amino acids)
Source: RefSeq, a predicted model, not a curated record